Messenger RNA from Cucurbita moschata (crookneck pumpkin), 1400 nucleotides. Its product is annotated as hemK methyltransferase family member 2-like. Lineage: Eukaryota; Viridiplantae; Streptophyta; Magnoliopsida; Cucurbitales; Cucurbitaceae. Gene Ontology annotation, cellular component: eRF1 methyltransferase complex. Bases 357 to 1064 code for a protein of 235 amino acids. Gene Ontology annotation, molecular function: nucleic acid binding; protein methyltransferase activity; S-adenosylmethionine-dependent methyltransferase activity. The record is from RefSeq and is a predicted model, not a curated record. Gene Ontology annotation, biological process: methylation. The transcript has 5 exons.
UGGUCUCUCAUUUCCUCGCAGCAGUUUCGUCGUACUCUCCGUUCUCCUUCCCGGAACAUUUUGUGCCCUAAAAUCACCGGGAAUUGCUCGGAAAUUAUCCGGGAGCCGUCUGCGAAAAGAAUUAUUGGGAUUUGGGCCUGAAUUUCUGCCACUGACUUUUUUGGUGGUCUUGCUCGAGAUUGUUGGGAGUCUGCCUUGGCUAAUUUAGGCAACAAUCGUUGGUUUAUAAGUAAGGAAUACAUCUCCAUUGGUUUGGGGCCUUUUGGAUAAGUCCAAAGCAAAACCAUGAGAGCUUAGUUCAAGGUGGAUAAUAUCAUGCUAUCAUAGAGAGUCGUUAUUCCUAACAGUUCCAGCACAUGUCCCCAUUCAAAACUGCGCAAAUCCACCUUGUGAGUUCUCAUCGUGAGGUUUAUGAACCCUGUGAUGAUUCAUUUGCUUUGGUUGAUGCACUUUUAGCUGACCGAGUUAACUUGUUAAAUCAUCACCCAACAUUGUGCUUAGAAGUAGGCUGUGGAAGUGGGUAUGUCAUAACAUCUCUUGCUCUUAUGUUGGGAAAGGAAGCCUCUGGCACUCACUAUAUCGCUACAGACAUCAAUCCUCAUGCAACGAGAGUCACUCAGGAGACACUAGAAGCACAUGGGGUUCAUGCGGAGUUGGUAUCCACUGACAUAGCAUAUGGUUUGGAGAAACGACUGGCUUCAUCUGUUGAUGUGUUGAUUGUGAAUCCACCCUAUGUUCCAACCCCUGAGGAGGAAGUGGGUCUUGAAGGAAUUGCCUCUGCUUGGGCAGGAGGGGAAAAUGGCCGCAGUGUUAUCGAUAGAAUGUUGCCAGUUGCUGAUGCUCUUUUGUCUGACAAAGGCUGGUUGUACAUGGUUUUUCUUGAAGCAAACAAUCCCUCCCAGAUAUGCCUUCAAAUGAGAGAAAAGGGGUAUGCUAGUCGAAUCGUUGUGCAGAGAUCAACUGAAGAAGAGAGUCUUCAUGUGAUCAAGUUUUGGAAGAAUGCUGAUCUUCAAGUUCAUGGAAAAGAUUCAAGUCACAAAACAGGAGCAAUUUCAACAUCUUAAUUAGGAACACUUUCAUAAGUUUCUUUUGUUUCCUGAAUGACUUGAGAUUCAUCAGGACAUCCUCUGUUGUUACAAGGAACUAGCCCAUUUUUCAAAAUUUGUGCAUUCUACAGGUGCGUAUUGUUCGAUUUUGUAUAUCAAAUACAUUUGUUUUGACCCUGUUACUGCUUAGAGAUCUUAUAGUAGUCGGUACUCUAACUGUCGAUGAGUUCGAAACUUCGAAGUUCGUAGUUCAUAGGAACUUAUAAUUUCAUUGUCAAGAUACUUCUGAAACUGAAAAUAUAUGAAUUGAGCUGGCUGAACGUUUUUGAACUGCCAUUGUUGACAAGCUUUACU